CCCAUCUCGGCACCGGUCUGCUGCCAGUCUGCCACAGACAGCUGAGGAUUUCCAGACGGGGGAUCCCGGCUCUGCACGGCCUUAUAUUGUCGAAACGUCGGAGUCUAUAGUGUGUUAAAAUGGCGAAAACGUACGAUUAUCUCUUCAAGCUGUUGCUCAUUGGAGACAGCGGAGUCGGCAAGACAUGUCUGCUGUUCAGAUUCAGCGAGGACUCCUUCAAUACCACCUUCAUAUCCACAAUAGGAAUAGACUUCAAAAUCAGAACAAUAGAGCUGGAUGGAAAGAGAGUCAAACUUCAAAUUUGGGACACUGCAGGGCAGGAGAGGUUUCGCACCAUCACUACAGCUUACUACAGAGGAGCAAUGGGCAUUAUGUUGGUCUAUGACAUCUGCAAUGAGAAGUCCUUUGAAAACAUAAAAAACUGGAUUAGAAAUAUUGAAGAGCAUGCCUCGUCUGAUGUGGAGAAGAUGAUCCUGGGUAACAAAUGUGAUAUGACUGACAGGAGACAGGUGUCCAAAGACAGAGGUGAAAAACUGGCUAUUGAUUAUGGAGUUAAGUUCUUGGAAACCAGUGCAAAGUCUAGCUUAAUGGUAGAAGAGGCUUUUUAUACCAUGGGAAGAGACAUAUUACAUAAUCUGAGCUCAAAGACAACUGACAACAAUGCCGGAGGAGCAGGCAAACCAGUCAAGAUCACAGAGAAAAAGUCGAAAAGAAUAAAAUUCUUCAAGUGUUCGCUCCUCUAGGCUGCUCAUCUCUAGUGUUAGUGGCUCUAGCGUGACUUUACUGUUUUGGAGGGUUCCUGCCUCCCGGGCGUCCUCGCAGCUGCGGCAGCAGUGGUCAUAUUCAGAGGGCCUUACUGCCCGCUGAAGCUCACAGGUUCAUGAGUGGUUGAGAUGCCAUCCUGAUCUGCUGACCAAAAGAGGAUCAAUGAGGAAUGACGCCUGAUACUGUAUAUCCGCUCAUGCAAAAGACUUGUGCGAGAUCGCCAGCAUUGGUUUGUAUCUGGCUCUGCAGUGUCUGUUCACAGGAGGCAGUGAUCCUGUUGGCAUUUAUAAUACCUCGGUUGGAUCUCAUGAGAAUAUCUGUUACACAUAGUUGUCUUAUAAAUGGGGAAAAAAAAUUUAAACAUUCAGAUUCUUUCAUAAAUUGUAGCAUUGUUUUAUACACACUACCCAUUGUCAUAUUUUCUAUGACAAUGCUGUCUUAUCAAGUCUCAGCAUUGAUUGUAUUUGUCUGUGUAAAUUCAUGUAUAUUAAUAGGCCUUUAGUCUCCGAUGGCACUGGCAUCAUUUCUAUUUGUUCAUGUGUGCCAAGAAGGAGUCACAGAAUUGUGAUAAAGAAGACAAAAAUAUGUAUAAAUGUAACCAACUGUAUUCUGUUAUUAUUUUUAUUGAAACCUUUAUUUAUGCAGGUUUCUGUGUCAAAAUGAAACUGUGAAAGAUUGUUUCUUGGGAGCUGUACUUACUACAUAUUGUUAUGCGAUUGUCAGUAUUUGCAUGAAAGCUAGGGUUACCUUUGAGUGGAUCAUUAUUAAGCACAUUUUACAGUAUAAAGAAAAGAGAAAUGUUUACAGACAGUAUUUGAAAGUGUCAGUCGUAUAUAGGAAAUUCAUGUUUUUGCUGUUCACAUAGUGUAUAUGUCAGCACAACUAACUGUUGUGUAUAUACUUUAUUUUCACCUUAAACUGUAGACAUCCAACAGGUUCCCUUUACAUCUCCAACAUGAAAACACAAUGACUGGGGAAAGCUGUAAUAUGAAUGAUUCAAAGCUACUGUAUGUUACACCAAUGAAAAGUAAAGACAGUAAAGAAAGUGGAUUUUUA
Molecule: messenger RNA, 1821 nt
Organism: Siniperca chuatsi (mandarin fish)
Lineage: Eukaryota; Metazoa; Chordata; Actinopteri; Centrarchiformes; Sinipercidae
Product: ras-related protein Rab-8B-like
Exons: 8
Coding region: 120-743 (207 amino acids)
Biological process (GO): cellular response to insulin stimulus; regulation of exocytosis; protein localization to plasma membrane
Cellular component (GO): plasma membrane; endosome; trans-Golgi network transport vesicle
Molecular function (GO): GTPase activity; GTP binding
Source: RefSeq, a predicted model, not a curated record